AUGGCUACUCACGCACAAGAAACAUUCCAUGCAUUUCAAAAUGCUGUGGCUCAUAAUAUGGGAAAUUUCGAUGAAGCUUUAAUGUCCGAUGAUGAAGAAGAAGACUAUUGUCCUUUAUGUAUCGAACCAUUAGAUAUCACAGAUAAGAAUUUUUUCCCAUGCCCUUGUGGUUAUCAAAUUUGCCAGUUCUGUUACAAUAAUAUUAGACAAAAUCCUGAAUUAAAUGGUAGAUGUCCUGCAUGUCGUAGAAAAUAUGACGAUGAAGGUGUACGAUACGUAGUAUUAUCUGCUGAAGAGAUCAAGAUGGAAAGAUCUAAUCAAGCCAAGAAAGAUCGUGAAAGAAAACAAAGAGAAAAAGAACGUAAAGAAAAUGAGUUUAGUAAUAGAAAACAUUUGGCCGGUGUUAGAGUCAUUCAAAAAAAUUUAGUUUAUGUUGUGGGUGUUAAUCCCCAAGUUCCUUACGAUGAAGUUUCAAGUACUUUAAGAUCAGAUAAAUAUUUUGGUCAAUACGGUAGGAUUAAUAAAAUCGUAGUGAAUAGAAAAAAUCCUCAUGGUAGUGAUAAUUCUCAUCAUCAUACACCUGGAUACGGUGUUUAUAUUACCUUUGCAUCGAAGGAUGACGCAGCAAAAUGUAUCGCCAAAGUAGAUGGUACUUAUAUGGAUGGAAGAUUAAUUAAAGCAGCAUAUGGUACAACGAAAUAUUGUUCUUCAUAUUUAAGAGGUCUAUCAUGUCCAAAUCCAAAUUGUAUGUUCUUACAUGAACCUGGUGAAGAGGCCGAUUCAUUUAAUAAACGAGAAAUGCAUGGUAAACAACAACAACAACAGCAACAACAACAUGGCGUUGUUGUCGGAAGUGGUUCUUCUCCAAGUAACAUAUAUGGUAAAUCUUCCUCAGGAAAUGCUAUUAACAAUGGAUUAUCUACAUUGAAUACUUAUACAUCCGGAACACCUUCUCCUGCAUUAGCAAAGGCUCAAUUACAUCACGAUGGCAAUCUCGGUAAUGCAGUAUUGACACCAGCUCCAAAACCAAGUGGUGCAAAUCCAUGGGGUGUUAGUCAAGCUUCUACACCAGUGACUUCUUUGAAUUUAUCUAAAAACCUAAGUGGUAAUCAUUUACCAACUUUAGCGGAUGCAUUAACAUCUCAUAAUAACAAUUCCCAGGUGAAUUUACAAUCUAACUUUCAAAACAAUGAUAAUGAUAGUAAUAUUACCAAAUCUAGUGCUAUCAGCACCACCAGCACCAGCACUACUAAUGAGAAAUCUCAUAACAAGAAGAAAAACAACAACUCAACAGUUGAACAAACUUAUAUUGAUCCUUACGAUUCUCUUGGCAGUGCAGUGAAAUUUAUGGAUGAAACUAUUAAGAAAUUUUCUUCAUAUGAGAAUUGUAAUAUUAAAUUAAAGUCAAGUGUUACAAAAAACCCAACAUAUCAUAGUUAUCCGUCAUUAUUUACAUGGAAUAAUGUUGAACCAUCUAAGAAAUGUGAUAGAGUAUUAACAAAAAAAUUGAUAGAUAUAUUAGCUAUAAAACCAACUGAUUACUCUACAUCAGUAUUACAAUUCUUACAAUCUGUUAGUAACAACAAUGCUAACAAUACCAAUCUAACUCCAUUACCUUUACCAUUAGAUGGUGAAUUAAGUUCUAGUUCUAGUACCCCAUUACCUCAAAGUAACAUCAGUAUGCAAAUCCAACCACCUCAAGGCAUUGCCGUAGGUAGAACUAUGCCACCAUCUCCACCAGGUAUGUUCUCUAAUGGUAGUACUCCAGAUGCUCUCGGGAAAGACAGUGCUACUCCAACUAACAACUCAUCCGAUCUACUGAAUCAAUUGAUUAAUGGCAGAAGUGUCACAGCAAACAACUAA
Maudiozyma barnettii is the source of this 1863-nucleotide messenger RNA. RefSeq names its product CCR4-NOT core ubiquitin-protein ligase subunit MOT2 (gene MOT2). Gene Ontology annotation, molecular function: ubiquitin-protein transferase activity; RNA binding; metal ion binding. The coding region runs from base 1 to 1863 and encodes 620 amino acids. Gene Ontology annotation, biological process: protein ubiquitination. The transcript has a single exon. Gene Ontology annotation, cellular component: CCR4-NOT complex. Lineage: Eukaryota; Fungi; Ascomycota; Saccharomycetes; Saccharomycetales; Saccharomycetaceae. The record is from RefSeq and is a predicted model, not a curated record.